GGCCCUGGGCCAGUGUGGAGGCAGCUCCCAGCAUCAGGCCACACAGGCCUACUCAGGAUGGCCAUACAUGCUUCCCCAUCUGCACAAUGGCUGGCAGGUAGAUGAGGGCAUCCUUUUGAAGGAAGAACACAUGGUCAUUAUUCAUUUUGGACAAGAGUGGGACCCCACUUGCAUGAAGAUGGAUGAGGUUCUGUUCAGCUUGGCUGAAAAAGUAAAUGGUGUUGGUGUCGCUUGUGCACUGUGGCAUCCUCUCUGA
Molecule: messenger RNA, 256 nt
Organism: Meriones unguiculatus (Mongolian gerbil)
Lineage: Eukaryota; Metazoa; Chordata; Mammalia; Rodentia; Muridae
Product: thioredoxin-like protein 4A
Exons: 2
Coding region: 68-256 (62 amino acids)
Biological process (GO): mRNA splicing, via spliceosome
Cellular component (GO): U4/U6 x U5 tri-snRNP complex; spliceosomal complex; U5 snRNP
Source: RefSeq, a predicted model, not a curated record